Molecule: messenger RNA, 922 nt
Organism: Cyprinodon tularosa
Lineage: Eukaryota; Metazoa; Chordata; Actinopteri; Cyprinodontiformes; Cyprinodontidae
Gene: bloc1s2
Product: biogenesis of lysosomal organelles complex-1, subunit 2
Exons: 5
Coding region: 37-576 (179 amino acids)
Biological process (GO): endosomal transport; lysosome localization
Cellular component (GO): BLOC-1 complex; BORC complex; gamma-tubulin complex
Molecular function (GO): gamma-tubulin binding
Source: RefSeq, a predicted model, not a curated record
CACGUGAUAGUUGACAACCAGCAUAACAGGAACAAAAUGGCUGCUACAGGGGAUGAAGCGGCAGUGAUGGACAGCAUCUCCAGGGAACCAGCAGCCGUGUCAGCGGGGUUAAGUAGAACUGCUGGCGGCGUAGCUCAGGCUGAACGCUCGGAAGAUCCACCGGAAGCUCCGUCUGUAGCUCCAAAGAAACCCGGAACUAACGCUGAUGGAGGAGUGGAGACUGCAGAGGAGGCUGUGGAGCCAGCAGAGCCAGACAUCAAUGAGCUUUGCUCUGAUAUGUUUGAGAAGAUGGCCAUUUUCCUGCAGGGGGAGCUCACAGCAACCUGUGAGGAUUACCUGCUAUUGGAGAACAUGAACAAACUCACAAGUCUGAAAUACAUGGAAAUGAAGGACAUUACUAUCAAUAUAAGUCGGAACCUGCAGGAUCUAAACGACAAGUAUGCGAGCCUACAGCCGUACCUGGACCAGAUAAAUAAGAUUGAGGAGCAAGUUUCAGCUCUUGAACAAGCUGCGUACAAACUGGACGCCUACUCCAAGAAACUGGAAGCCAGAUUUAAGAAACUGGAGAAGCGAUGAGGAAGAGAAGAGCAGGAAGAUUUUUGGUUUUGGUGCCUCCCUGCCCUGCCCUCCGCUCUCUUCACCAGUUAGACUCUCCAGCUGCACCGGAGGAUGAACGGAUCCUCAAGCAACACUUGGAAAGACUUUGGAACCUCAAUAGUUUGACGGAGGAAGAAUCUUUAUGCACAUGAACUAAAACCAGUGUUUGCUUUAGAUGUGGCUGCAGCAUCAUCCGUCUGUUCAGACGCUACCUUUCCUGAAUGAAAUCAGUGAAACAUCCUCAACAAAUAAUGAAAUCAAAUAUAAACAUGUUUCGUUUAUUUGAUGUUACCUUUUUUAAUAAAGUUGGACGUUCUUACGUUGA